UUCCUUCUUCAUGGCAGCAAUACAAGAAGCUUGCAGAAAGGUACCAUCUAAAACAGCAUGAUUGCACCCUAGACAUAUUAUUCUGAAUCCUGGAAAUCAGAAAAUGACGACUGUGUUUGGAUAUGCCUCAGUGGUGGUGGCCUAGUUCAGGCGUUGCACACCAAUAAACUGACGAUCAUGGGGGAUAUGAAAACCCCGGAUUUCGAUGACCUGCUUGCUGCGUUUGACAUCCCAGAUAUGCAGGUCGACCCGAAAGCAGCAAUUGAGUCUGUACACGAUGAGAAUGAAGGGCACCUGAAACAGAGCAUCCCCGUGGAUGAGGAUGCCCAGGUCCCCUCUGCCCCCGACGGGGUAGUGAGCGUGAUUGUGAAAAAUAUCCGAACUCUUGACUCGUGCGAGGCUUCGGCCGCGACAACAGAAACCUCGACACUAGACAAAGAGAGCCACCAUUCUUCAGGCAAUGGCUUACACAAUGGCUUCCUCAGUGUGACAAACCUGGAUGGGUAUUCUAAAGAAUUGGACGGCAAGUCAGCCAGGUGUGAAGGCCCCCCAGGCACCGAAGCUAAACUAGAUUUAUCGGGAGCCGAGACCAUCGAUGGCCCCGAUGCAGGAAUGAAAGACUCCGCGUUUAACCAGUUCAGCCCCAUUUCCAGUGCGGAAGAGUUCGAGGACGAUGACAAAAUUGAAGUUGAUGACCCUCCACACGUCAAAGAGGAGAGCCAACCGGUUUAUCAAGCAAACGUACAUCCAGGUCCCACUGCUGAGCGAGAAAGUGAGAAGCCAAGGAAGGCUGGAGUGGAGAGCACUGUCAAGCAGGAAGUGUCCAUGCCAGAAGCUGAAGAAAAGGGUAAGAUAUUGAAAAGCAACAGAGAGAGUGAAAGUCCCAGUGUUAAUUCAGGGAUUCUUGAGACAUUUAAAGUCCGAAAUAUGGAUGAGAAAUUGUCUGACGAGGAUGCUGAAAAGAGUUUUAAAAAUUCUGCUGAGAAGCAGCUUGAUAACAGAGUCCUCGAUGGCAAAAGUGGUGAGAAAACUGGAGUGAAUGUUACUUGUCCUUCAAACCUCAGGGCUAAGUCCUCCUCCAAGCUUUCCUCGUGUAUUGCGGCAAUUGCUGCUUUGAAUGCUAAAAAGGCUGCAGCAGAUAUCAAUAAGGAACCUCAGUCUGUCUCAAGGGGCCCUUCUCCGGUUUUAAAAGAAUCUCGAGAAAGCCCUAGAGUCACUGAAAAGUCUCCCGAGGGCCCUCAGAGCCCAAUGGAAGUGGUGAAGAAAGUUGCCAUCAAACAGCCUGAUAGCCCCCGGAGCGUGUCAAGUGAAUGUAGCAUGAAAGGGUCCCCUUCCUCUCCUGCAAGCUCACCGCCUGCAAUCCCUAAGGUUCGCAUCAAAACCAUCAAAACAUCAUCUGGUGAGAUUACCAGAACAGUGACCAGAAUCAUGCCAGAGGUUGAGCAAGAGCUUGGUAGAAGAGGACCAGAACAAGCAAACUCCUUGGUUGUCUCAUCACUUUUGUCAUCUCCACCUACUGAGUCUUCUGUUUCUUCGCCUCCUACUACGCCCGUGCAAUCGGCACUUGUUACAGCUUCUAAUUCAGUAAUGUCUCCUGACGUUGCUCAGAAACAGGUUACAAUUAAACCUGUUGCCACUGCUUUCCUUCCAGUGUCUGCUGUGAAGACGGCAGGAUCACAGGUGAUCAACCUAAAGUUUGCAAACAACACUACAGUCAAAGCCACCGUCAUUUCCGCUGCCUCAGUUCAGAGUGCCAGCAGUGCCAUCCUGAAAGCUGCCAAUGCGAUGCAGCAGCAGACUGUGGUGGUCCCAGCAUCCAGCCUUGCAAAUGCUAAACUUGUGCCAAAGACUGUCCACCUCGCUAACCUUAAUCUUUUGCCUCAAACUGCCCAAGCGUCUUCUGAACUCCGUCAGGUGCUUUCCAAAACGCAGCAGCCCAUAAAGCAGGCUCUAAUCACUGCUGCUUCCACACAGCCAGCUAAGAAAGUAUCUCGAGUUCAUGUGGUGGCCUAUUCCCAGAAUGCAGUGGUUGAGACAUUUAACAAGGUGCUGAGCAGUGUAAAUCCAGUCCCUGUCUAUACGCCUAACCUUAAUCCUCCAAUGAAUACAAAUAUUAGUAUACCACUUCGUGGAUACAAAUGCUUAGAAUGUGGUGAUUCAUUUGCUUUGGAGAAGAGUUUGGCGCAGCAUUAUGACCGGAGAAGUGUGAGGAUUGAAGUCACGUGUAACCACUGUGCGAAGAACUUGGUCUUUUUCAACAAGUGCAGUCUUCUCUCACAUGCUCGUGGGCACAAGGACAAGGGUGUGGUGAUGCAGUGUUCUCAUCUGAUUAUGAAACCCAUUCCUGCAGACCAGAUGAUCAUUCCCAGUUCCAGUAAUAGCAUUUCUUCCACCACUAUCUCUGCGCCAGUCUUGACGUCUGCAGGGGGCACUGCUGGUGCCAUAGCGAAAACUGUUGCAAGCGUACCCAGUGCGGUGAUCUCUGCGCCUGCCAAUGCUCCCAUUCUCCCAGCAAUGCCCCUGGAUGAGGAUCCAUCAAAGCUUUCCCGCUAUGGCAUGAAGUGUUUGGAGUGCAGUGAGACGUUUCUGGAUGAGAUUUUGCUUGCCACACACUUCCAACAUGCUGCAGAAGCAGGCGGACAGACGUGUCACAUAUGCCAGAUGUUACUUCCCAACAAGUGCAGUUUCUCAUCGCACUUAAGAAUACAUCAACACAAGUCUCCAUAUACAUGUCCGGAAUGUGGAGCGAUAUGCAGGUCCUCGCACUUUCAGACCCAUGUCACCAGGAAUUGCCUGCACUACACCCGUAAAGUGGGAUACCGUUGUAUACAUUGUGGUGUUGUCUAUGCUGACCUAGCUGCCCUGAAAUCUCAUAUCCAAGGUGCUCAUUGCGAGAUCUUCUACAAAUGUCCUAUCUGCCCCAUGGCUUUCAAGUCGGCACCGAGUACUCAUUCACACGCCUACACACAGCACCCAGGCAUCAAAAUAGGAGAAGCUAAAAUAAUCUACAAAUGCUCCAUGUGUGACACAGUGUUUACUCAGCAAACCUUGCUAUGCAGCCAUUUUGAUCAACAUGUUGCGAAGCAGAAAGUUGCCGUCUUCAAGUGCCCGGAUUGUGCAUUGCUAUAUGCACAGAAGCAGCUGAUGGUGGAACACAUUAAGACUGUGCAUGGCAUCCUCAAGAGUAUUGAGGGUCCUCCCAACCUGGGACCUCAACAACCAUUGGUCACAAAGCCAUUAAUUACAUCAGCGGGACCGAACAAAACUGACGGGAAUGCUGUUAAUGGCACUGACCGGCUUGGGAAGAAACCUUCAGUGGCUGUGAGGAAAACUGGGAGCCGCUCAAAAGCAAAUAACCCUGGUUGGAUGUGUCAAGACUGCGAGGAAUGGUUUCCUGAACGAGAGGACUACAUUUCUCACAUGAAAAAAGACCAUGGAAAGCAAAUGAAGAAGCACCCAUGUCGUCAAUGUGAAAAAUCUUUCAGUUCUUCGCACAGUCUCUGCCGGCACAAUCGCAUAAAGCACAAAGGCAUCAGAAAAGUAUACACGUGCUGGAACUGCCCAGACUCAAAACGUACGUUUACCAAAAGGUUUAUGCUGGAGAAACACAUUCGUCUUAUGCAUGGUAUUAAAAAUCCUGAUAUGACACAGAUGCCAGAGCCGACAACCAUAAUGGAAUCCCUAAAGAAAGAAGAGAACAAGCCUUGUUUCCUGCAGAUGCCGUUACCACCAAAGCGGAAGUUGGAGGAUGCAGUAGUGGAGCUUAGACCACCCCCCAGAGGAGCCAUUACUCAGCCUUUGAAGAAGCUGAAAAUCAACGUCAUCAAACUUAACAAAUGUGCCGUAUGCGGCUUCACCACAGAGAAUGUAACUCAGUUCCAAGAGCACCUACCCCAGCACAAGACUGAUGGCUCCACCUUCCAGUGCAGGGAAUGUGGUCUCUGUUAUACCUCUCUCCAGUCUCUGACCAGACAUUUGUUCAUUGUCCACAAGAUGAAGAAUGCCCAGCAAGUUGCCAGACAGAACGGUGCCAGGGACGAGAAUGCGGCAGACAGCAAAAUGAGCCUGGAGGACAGUCAGGCUGAGUUGAUGCUGAUGGACAAGAAGUGCAAAGUUUGCUUCAAAACAUUUGAAACUGAAGCAGCCUUGAACACACACAUGAGGACUCAUGGCAUGGCUUUCAUCAAAUCCAAACGUCUGUGCACAUCAGAGAAAUGAGGAGCAACUCUCCUGAAAUGACAGUUAAUUAACAAACAGUAGAGGUGACUUCAUGCAGAAGGGACUGUUUCAAUUGGGACAAACUUUCCCUUGUUGCAGCUUUUAUUAGAAUGUCAUACAAACCCCUGUUACACCUCACCUGUACAGCUUGUAUAUGUUGUCCAGCAUCACUUCUAAGCUGUAAUUUGACUAAAGGAAAAGCUCAAUGCCUUUGAAGAAGUAUACACUUUUUUUGUACAGUUACAAUACAUAAUCAUUUCAUUUUUAUGCUGCAUAACAUAGUGUUCUUUCAUCACAAACCUUGCUCACUUUUGGUCACCAUGUAGUGAGUUGGUCUUCGACAUCGCAAAACUAAUGAUAUUCAUUGAACUUAUUUAAAGAAAAACAGAGGGGAAUUGAAUUUCAAUUAACCAGGUUUUGUUAAAAUGUUGUUUACUUAUCUUGAGCUGCUUGAUCUGAAUACUGUCUUUUUAAAUUAGAAGUUCAUUUUCGAUGGACCAAAUUAGGGAUGUAUUGUAUCAUCAUUGUACUUUGAUAAACUGAUCUGUUAUUCAAAUAUUCACUUCGCUGGAGGAAAGCAAAAGGCUUCAGGAAAAUAACCCCAGGAGGAAUGUGUAUGUCGGUGUCCAAGUUUGAAAACAAUGAAUGAUUGUGGGCAAUUUGAUAUUUAUUUUUUUAAAAUAUUGACAGGUAUUAGUUUUCUUGCAGUUAAUGAUGAAGGUCUUUUGAGACUAAUUAGCAAUGUGUUUAGUAAGUGUGUAUGCCUGUGUGUAUUCACACGUGUGCAUGCUUAUGUGCUUGUUCAUGUGCAUAUUUGUGUGUGCAUGUUUGUGCACCAAAAACUAGGUGCCUGCCAUGCAGAAAUCGGAUAGUUGUGAACUGGACUGACAAACUGGUUCAGAUUCUACUAAUUAAAAUAAUAAAAAUUGAAGAACAGUCAUAUGAAUUUUGCAUAGCGGCAUUACACUUCCUGACAGAUUGGCCUAAGGUUAUUGGUUUUCCCUGGUGGCCUGUAAUUUUUUUAAUACCAGCUCACUCAUCUUAUCAAGUCAAGGAUGGGUUUACACUGCCAUCAUAAACUAAACUGGUCCAGCACUGAUUACCUUGGCCUCAGCCAUCCAGAAGAAAGUUAUAUCUUAGAAAUCUGAUACAAUGGUUACAUUGCAAUAAGUCGAGCGUGUGUGACUUGCAAAACCCCAUAUGCGGCAUGCAAAUAUCCCUUACAUGCAAAUAUAAUCUCAGACACAUUAGGCCGCAGUAACAAGCAUUGGCUUUCUUGUGCCUCCUACAGUAUUAUGGUGUCACCUAGUGGUGAAAGUUUAGAAUUACAGCUAAUAGUCUUCAAAUUGACGAAGAAAUAAUGCAAUAAUGCAAGAUUUUAAAAAUUGCACAACGAUAUGCUAAGAAAAACAAAGAGAAAAUGGGCUGAUCCGUAUACUGAAAUUAGGAGUGGUGUUUUUCAGUAUUUAUUUGAAUCCAGAGUAAGCUUUUAUAGCUGGUGGAAAUGCUUCUGCUAUCUUUAAUUGGUAAAUCUUAACAUUUUACUGGCCUAGUAGAAUCACUAUUUUGCCUAAAAAAAGUUCUACUUUAAGAGUUAAAAAGGACAGACAGCAGGAAACCAAAUUAGACUGAUAAUCAUUUUUUAUUUCAUGAUUAACUAAUGUCUUGAUUUAUUUUGCACAGUUUAACGUUUUCCUGUAAUUAUAGAAAAGCAAUUUGACGGUAUCUUCUGAUUUGACUAGAUUUUUAUGAAGUCUGAAUGGAUUGUUUUCCUGCAGUAAACAUUUUUUAUUUAAUUUCUACAGGAUGCAAAUUGUAGUUGAUAUAACU
Messenger RNA from Hemiscyllium ocellatum (epaulette shark), 6048 nucleotides. RefSeq names its product zinc finger protein 532 (gene znf532). The record is from RefSeq and is a predicted model, not a curated record. The transcript is spliced from 10 exons. Lineage: Eukaryota; Metazoa; Chordata; Chondrichthyes; Orectolobiformes; Hemiscylliidae. The coding region runs from base 178 to 4218 and encodes 1346 amino acids.